Molecule: messenger RNA, 817 nt
Organism: Mauremys mutica (yellowpond turtle)
Lineage: Eukaryota; Metazoa; Chordata; Testudines; Geoemydidae
Product: transmembrane protein C16orf54-like
Exons: 1
Coding region: 1-492 (163 amino acids)
Source: RefSeq, a predicted model, not a curated record
AUGCCCCCGUCUCUGCCCCCCAGCCCCCGGCUCCCGCCCCCUUCGCCGCCCCCCGCCCCGCCCUGCGCCGCCUGCCUGGGGCCCAUGGUGGCGCUGGCGGGGGUGGCCGGCCUCUUCGUGGUGCUCGCGGCCCUGCUGGGCGAGCGGCUCUUCCGGGGGGCCCGGGCCCGGGCGGUGCCCAGCGUGUGGCGCCGGGGGGGGGCGCUGUGGAUCGAGCCGGCGGCCCCGCCCCCGCAGGACAGAGCCCCCCAGGCGGAGCCGGGCGACCUGUGGAUCCCGCGCCCCCCGCCCAGCGCCGAGGACUGGUACCGGGCGCCCGCCGGCAGCGCCGGGAGCGGCACCUCCAGCGGCGUCCACUCGGGGGCGCCGGAGAGCGCCGGCAGCACCGCGGCCUUGUGGGACGCCGAGGCACCGGCCUGGGGGGCCCAGCCCCACGUCACCCUGCAGGAGAUCUCCGAGUUCUUCCGGCGCGGGGGGGGGAGGGGGCCGUGAGCACCGGGACCCCCCCCCAAGAAGCAGGAUUCACCCCAUGGAUGGUGGGGCAGAACUGAGAUUUUGGGGGGACACUUUGAAAAUUGAGGGGGCACAAGCCUGUUGAGGCCCCCCCCACUGUCCCCAACCAUGGGGCACAGAGGGGCCUGCACCCCCAGCCUGCCGUGGGGCACAGAGGGGCCUGCACCCCCCGCCUCCCCGGCCUGCCGUGGGGCACAGAGGGGCCUGCACCCCCCCCGCCUCCCCAGCCUGCCGUGGGGCACAGAGGGGCCUGCACCCCCCCCCUGCCUCCCCAGCCUGCCGUGGGGCACAGAGGGGCCUGCAC